CUAGGCGUAACCACACUUCUCACUUGGACACAGGGAGGAAAUAAUGUGUAUGUGACAGGUACAUUCAAUGGAUGGAAACACAAGAUAAAGCUGGUGAAAAGUACACAUGACUUUAAUGUUGUGUUGGAAUUACCGCCAGGAACACAUCGGUUAAAGUUUAUAGUGGAUGACGAAUGGAAAUGUUCAAAUGACUUGGAAACGGCGACUGAUCCAAAAGGAAAUCUGGUCAACUACAUUCGGGUGAUGGAUGAGGAUGAAGACUCUACCGAUGAAUUCAAUAGUCCUAGUAAAGGCCUGGAUCGGUCGGGUGCUUCUACUCCUGAAGAGGAAUAUACCUCCAAGGUCCCCUCUGAUCUUUUGGCUCUUGCUACAGCUAUGGCUUCUGCAGAAGACGACAAAAACCGUAUGGCGGCUCUAGAGUGGGAACGAAAGCAACCCCAGCCUCCAGGCCUACCUCCUCACCUUGAGAAAGUCUUGUUGAAUUCGCAAGCUGUGAGCGAAGAAGACAACUCCGUUCUCAUGGAGCCAAAUCAUGUGACACUGAAUCAUCUGUACGCCUGUUCCAUUAAAGAUCAGGUCAUGGCACUCUCUACUACGACACGGUAUCGUAAAAAGGUAAUAAGUCAAGGAGAUAUGUGA
Phycomyces blakesleeanus NRRL 1555(-) is the source of this 639-nucleotide messenger RNA. RefSeq names its product carbohydrate-binding module family 48 protein. The transcript is spliced from 2 exons. Lineage: Eukaryota; Fungi; Mucoromycota; Mucoromycetes; Mucorales; Phycomycetaceae. Gene Ontology annotation, molecular function: protein kinase binding. The record is from RefSeq and is a predicted model, not a curated record. Gene Ontology annotation, cellular component: nucleus; cytoplasm; nucleotide-activated protein kinase complex. The annotation marks the transcript as partial. Gene Ontology annotation, biological process: signal transduction.